AAGUCUACCAUGUCGGCUCCUUUAUAAUUUAUCACCCCUUACAAUUUCCAUUUCAAUUAACGCUACAACCCCCGCGGCCGCGCACCCUGAACUCAUACCAACAACCAAUUCCAAUUUCCAGUAAUCAGUAAUCUCCAAAAGGAGAGAGAAAAUGACAACAACAAUGGUGGGAGAAGAAGGAGAGUACAACUGGAGAGAAGUUCAACUACCAUCGCUAAUACCAAUAGCACAUGAACCAGAACUAGAGAGAGAAACUGGAGAGAGAAGGAGAGGCCGUGACGUCAUAAUUGCAGUGGAUCAUGGCCCCAAUAGCAAGCACGCCUUUGAUUGGGCUCUUGCUCACUUUUGCCGCCUCGCCGACACUAUUCACCUUGUUCAUGCUGCUUCCAGUGUGCAAAAUGAGGAGGUUUAUCAAGCAACCCAGGUUUUGAUGGAGAAACUAGCGGUGGAGGCUUUCCAGGCGGUCAUGGUGAAGUCUGUGGCUAGGAUAGUGGAAGGCGAUGCAGGAAAGGUGAUAUGCAAGGAAGCAGAGAGGUUGAGGCCUGCUGCUGUGAUCAUUGGUUCCAGAGGCAGAGGACUGCUUCAAAGUGUAUUGCAAGGGAGUGUUGGUGAAUAUUGCAUCCAUCACUGUAAGACUGUACCAUUCGUAAUUGUUCCUGGCAAAGAAGCUGGUGAGCAAUCAGUAGUUUAGUCGGGGAAGAAGAUCCCGAGUCCUCAGACUGUGAUGAUCUCUUGUGUUUGUAUUUACUGUAAUCAGUGUAAUGUGUUUAGUGUGGUGUAUGCAGAACAUUUAAUUAAGAUUCUGUGUAAUGAAAUUUUCAUUUUCCUAUAAUUAAAUUUGUUGUUUCAAAGACCUA
Molecule: messenger RNA, 857 nt
Organism: Spinacia oleracea (spinach)
Lineage: Eukaryota; Viridiplantae; Streptophyta; Magnoliopsida; Caryophyllales; Amaranthaceae
Product: universal stress protein PHOS34
Exons: 5
Coding region: 152-691 (179 amino acids)
Source: RefSeq, a predicted model, not a curated record